This is a messenger RNA of Terrapene triunguis (Three-toed box turtle), 762 nucleotides long. It is a transcript of the gene NKX6-3, whose product is annotated as NK6 homeobox 3. The transcript has 3 exons. The record is from RefSeq and is a predicted model, not a curated record. NCBI's taxonomy places the organism in Eukaryota, Metazoa, Chordata, Testudines, Emydidae. Gene Ontology annotation, molecular function: RNA polymerase II cis-regulatory region sequence-specific DNA binding; DNA-binding transcription factor activity, RNA polymerase II-specific. Gene Ontology annotation, biological process: regulation of transcription by RNA polymerase II; cell differentiation. Gene Ontology annotation, cellular component: nucleus. The coding region runs from base 1 to 762 and encodes 253 amino acids.
AUGGACUCCAACCUGCAGGGGACAUUCCUGCUCAACAGCCCCUCGCUGGCCCCCUUCCCGGAGGCAAAGGCCCCCAUGUGCCAGUACGCGGUGCAGAACUCCUUCUACAAGCUCAGCCCGCCAGGACUCAGCGCCCAGCUGGCAGCCGGCACGCCGCACGGCAUCACCGAUAUCCUGAGCCGGCCAAACAGCAGCCUGCUCUCAGCCUACCCCCACGCAGGCGGCUUCAACGGCCUGGGCUCCCAGCCCGUCUACUACGGACCCCAGGUGGGGCCCUUCGCCAAGGCAGGGAGUGACUACCCGUCCCGAGGCAGGGACUGCUGGGCAGACCCCGGUCAGGACUGGCGAGGAGGCCGACCGUGCAGCAGCACCUCGGCUCACCUGGCCGACAGCAUCCACAAGAAGAAGCACACGCGCCCCACCUUCACCGGCCACCAGAUCUUUGCGCUGGAGAAAACCUUUGAGCAGACCAAGUACCUGGCAGGGCCCGAGCGGGCACGUCUGGCCUAUUCCCUCGGCAUGACCGAGUCGCAGGUGAAGGUGUGGUUCCAGAACCGACGGACCAAGUGGCGGAAGAAGAGCGCGCUGGAGCCCUCGUCCUCCUCGCAGCGGGCGGUGGGCGAGCGGGCCGCCUCUGAGACCGAGGACGACGAGUACAACAAGCCCCUGGACCCCGACUCGGACGACGAGAAGAUCCGUCUGCUGCUGAGGAAGCACCGGGCUGCCUUCUCGGUGCUCAGCCUGGGAACCCACAGCGGCUGA